AUGUCCUUCGUCUCCCAAACCGUUGCCGGACUGAGCCAAGCCAAGCGCGAGGAGCCGCUAGCGCGCCAGCACUGCUCCCACCAGCACGCCCACCGCCACGUCCAGCUGUGCAGGAAGAACAGCCUUCCGGAGCGCGACCCCCCCGAGCCUAGAACGAGAAAGAACAGCCUGCCGACGGAUAUCCGCGAAAGAGUGACAGAGACGGCGCACGGCACGCCAUUUGCCGAGGAGGAG
Messenger RNA from Iphiclides podalirius (scarce swallowtail), 234 nucleotides. The record is from the annotation of a GenBank genome assembly. Lineage: Eukaryota; Metazoa; Arthropoda; Insecta; Lepidoptera; Papilionidae.